AUGUCUGAACGCCUAUCUGACCAAACAAUGCGGCGGCUUAUCGACCGUGAAGUAAAGGAAAUGUUGCGCCGAAUAGACGAAGAUGCGCGAAAAAGGUAUCAUUUAGACGCGUCGUCGUCCAGCGUGGAAGUUUUGGACGUGGACACGGCUUCAGAAAGCGAUGGCAAUGACCACAACAUCACGUUUCCGGAUAGGUUGUCAAAGCCCUACGGUGUGAACUUGGAGGCAUCAACUAGUCCGGCCCAGCCCAUUUUUAACCACAUGGUAACUAUGGAAGAUUUCGACCGGUUUACAGUUGCGCUGGGUGACUAUUCCUUUAAACAAGAAGUGAUAUCCUACUUGGCUAGCUUCGGUGGCGAGGAGACGCCAACAUUUGUUGAACGCAUAUUCUCUGCACUGUUCGCAGAUGAAAUCACAUUCCACCUAACGUUCAUCGGAAGACAAAAAAGCAGUCGUUCCCUGUUCGGAUCCGCGGUGUAUGAGGUAAUCUUCGAGCCUGGAAUACGGACCAUCGUUCAGAUCGGCAGCAGCUGGAAGACGCCUUCAAAGCGGCUUUUAGGAGGGCUCGAGACCGUGCCCGCAAGCGCACACACAGGCCUCGUGGGUGGCCUCGUGGACGGUCUCGUAGGCGUUCUCUUGGUGGUUAGUUACCAUAAAUGUAUACCUGAAUUCCUACCUUUUUUGUAG
Dibothriocephalus latus is the source of this 687-nucleotide messenger RNA. NCBI's taxonomy places the organism in Eukaryota, Metazoa, Platyhelminthes, Cestoda, Diphyllobothriidea, Diphyllobothriidae. The record is from the annotation of a GenBank genome assembly.